CGGCGGCGGCGGCGGCGGUGGCUGCCGCGGCGGUGGCGACGGCCGCGGGGACUCGGAGCUGAGAGGAGCUGCUGCUCGGACCAGCGCGGUUAUAUUUCACACUAUGUGCUGACUGUAUCUACAGAAAAUAUUUAAAAAAAGAUAAACUUUUUUCAAAGAUUUUUGAUUCCAGUGGAAUCUUUGCUUUAGAUAUUUGUGUGUGUGCGCGCGUGUGUUAGUGAAUUGUAACUCCAGAAGCAAUGCCUGUACAAGCUCCACAGUGGACGGAUUUCCUUUCCUGCCCGAUUUGCACUCAGACUUUCGACGAAACAAUUCGAAAGCCCAUCAGUUUGGGUUGUGGCCAUACUGUCUGCAAGAUGUGCCUGAAUAAACUCCACCGCAAGGCUUGCCCAUUCGACCAGACCACUAUCAAUACAGACAUUGAGCUCCUCCCGGUGAACUCGGCGUUGCUGCAGCUGGUGGGCGCUCAGGUCCCUGAGCAGCCGCCCAUCACUCUGUGUAGUGGGGUGGAAGAUACGAAGCAUUAUGAGGAAGCCAAGAAAUGUGUAGAAGAAUUAGCGUUGUACCUGAAACCACUCAGCAGUGCUAGAGGAGUGGGUCUGAAUAGCACGACACAGAGUGUUCUGAGUCGCCCGAUGCAGAGGAAGCUGGUGACUCUGGUCCACUGCCAGCUCGUGGAAGAAGAAGGCAGGAUUCGGGCCAUGCGGGCAGCUCGGUCUUUGGGCGAGCGGACAGUGACAGAGCUCAUCCUGCAGCACCAGAACCCUCAACAGCUCUCUUCUAAUCUUUGGGCAGCGGUCAGGGCCCGGGGCUGCCAGUUCCUUGGACCAGCAAUGCAGGAGGAAGCUCUAAAGCUGGUUCUCCUGGCCUUAGAAGAUGGUUCUGCUUUGUCAAGAAAAGUAUUGGUUCUCUUUGUGGUGCAAAGGUUGGAGCCUCGGUUCCCACAAGCCUCCAAGACUAGCAUUGGGCACGUUGUCCAGCUCCUUUAUCGCGCCUCCUGCUUCAAGGUCACCAAACGUGAUGAAGACUCUUCUCUGAUGCAGCUGAAGGAAGAGUUUAGGACCUACGAAGCGCUGCGGCGGGAACAUGACUCCCAGAUCGUGCAGAUCGCGAUGGAAGCAGGCUUGCGCAUCGCGCCAGACCAGUGGUCCUCACUGCUUUACGGAGACCAGUCGCACAAGUCGCACAUGCAGUCCAUCAUUGACAAGUUGCAGACUCCAGCCUCUUUUGCACAAAGUGUUCAGGAACUAACCAUCGCUCUCCAGCGGACGGGAGACCCAGCAAACUUGAACCGGCUGAGACCCCAUUUGGAGCUAUUGGCAAACAUUGACCCUAGUCCAGAUGCUCCGCCUCCGACUUGGGAGCAGCUGGAAAACGGGCUGGUGGCCGUGCGCACAGUGGUGCACGGCCUGGUGGAUUACAUCCAGAACCACAGCAAGAAGGGGGCCGACCAGCAGCAGCCUCCACAGCAUAGCAAAUACAAAACAUACAUGUGCCGAGAUAUGAAGCAGAGAGGAGGAUGCCCUCGUGGGGCCAGCUGUACAUUUGCACACUCCCAGGAGGAACUGGAAAAAUUCCGUAAGAUGAACAAACGCCUCGUUCCCAGAAGACCCCUGAGCGCCUCUCUGGGUCAGCUGAACGAGGUGGGCCUGCCCGCGGCAGCUGUCCUCCCAGACGAAGGCGCCGUGGAUCUGCCCGGCAGGAAGCCCCCUGCUCUGCCCAAUGGAAUUGUGUCAGCAGGGAGCACGGUCACGCAGCUGAUUCCACGCGGGACGGACCCCAGCUACGACUCCAGUCUGAAACCAGGAAAGAUGGACCAUCUGAGCAGCAGCGCCCCGGGGUCCCCUCCUGACCUGCUAGAAUCCGUCCCCAAGAGCAUUCCUGCCCUAGCUGUGAACCCACAUCCUGUACCUCCAAGGGGACCAACAGACCUGCCUCCCAUGCCUGUCACCAAACCACUUCAGAUGGUGCCACGGGGCUCUCAGUUGUACCCAGCGCAGCAGGCAGACGUCUACUAUCAGGAUCCUCGGGGAGCGGCGCCGCCCUUUGACCCCGCACCGUAUCAGCAGGGCAUGUACUACACUGCCCCGCCAUGCGUGUCCCGCUUCGUGCGACCUGCACCGUCUGCUCCUGAGCCCGCGCCUCCCUACCUGGAUCAUUACCCACCCUACCUCCAAGACCGCGUCAUAAACCCUCCGUACGGCGCACAGCCGCACCAGUACCCACCCGUGUACCCGCCGCACUGUGACGGCCGCCGAGUGUGCCCUGCUCAGUCAUAUCCCAGGGAGGAGCUUUUCCGCGAGAGUUCUAUUGAGAUUCCACCUCCAGCAGUGCCAUCCUACGUACCAGAAUCCAGAGAAAGAUACCAGCAGGUGGAGGGUUACUACCCGGUGGCCCCUCAUCCAGCGCAGAUCAGACCUUCGUACAUCAGGGAGACGCCCUAUAGCCGGCUUCCGCCCCCACAGCCGCAUCCCAGUCUAGACGAGCUGCAUCGAAGGCGAAAGGAAAUAAUGGCCCAGCUGGAGGAAAGGAAGGUUAUCUCCCCGCCGCCUUUCGCGCCCUCGCCAACACUGCCUCCGCCCUUCCACACGGAGGAGUUUUUGGAUGAAGACUUGAAGGCUGGGAAAUACAAAGGAAAUGAUUACAGCCAGUACUCUCCCUGGUCAUGUGACACCAUCGGCUCCUACAUUGGAACCAAAGAUGCAAAACCCAAAGAUGUCGUGGCAGCAGGGAGUGGGGAAAUGAUGAAUGUGGAGAGUAAAGGGGUGAGAGACCAACGACUGGAUCAUCAUCAGAGAAGAGCUGCCGAAACCAGUGAUGAUGACCUCAUCCCAUUUGGAGACCGGCCAACAGUGUCGCGGUUUGGUGCCAUCUCUCGAACCUCCAAAACAAUGUAUCAGGGUGCCGGCCCGUUGCAGGCGAUGGCACCUCAGGGAGCUCCCACAAAACCUAUGAACGUGUCAGACUACAGUCCGUACGGAGCCCACGGCGGCUGGGGCAGCUCCCCGUACGCCCCUCACCAGAGUGCGGCGUCCCAGGCACACUUCAGUGAGAGGGAGAGAAUACCCAUGUCCGAAGUGGCCAGCCAUGGAAAACCCCUUCCGUCUGCCGACAGGGAGCAGCUGCGACUGGAACUGCAGCAGCUGAACCACCAGAUCAGCCAGCAGACCCAGCUGCGCGGACUGGAGGCUGUUAGUAACAGGCUGCUGUUGCAGAGGGAGGCGAACACCCUGGCAAGCCAGUCACAGCCCCCACCAGCACCCCCAAAAUGGCCUGGAAUGAUCUCCAGUGAGCAGCUGAGCUUGGAGCUGCACCAGGUGGAACGGGAAAUCGGGAAGAGAACCCGGGAGCUGAGUCUGGAGAACCAGUGUUCUCUAGACAUGAAAAGCAAACUGAGUGCAAGUAAGCAAGCGGAAAACGGACAACCGGAACCCCAAAAUAAGGUUCCAGCUGAGGACCUUACAUUGACAUUCAGUGAUGUACCGAAUGGAUCGGCCUUGACACAAGAGAAUAUCAGCCUCCUGUCAAACCAGACCAGCUCUCUGAACCUGGCAGAGGACCCUGAGGGAGGAGGGGACAACAGCGACUCCCAGAGGUCAGGGGUCGCGCCCAGCCCUGUUCCCUGAAGCAGGAAGGAACCGCACUCUCGCUUCUCCGGAAGAACAAGAAGAAAGGCGACUCCUGCACCCGCCCUCUGAGAGAGGCAGGGGGAGGCCGUCGCCAUAGAGCGCCCGGGGAUGUGCGCAGACCCCACUGCUCCUGGCCAGCCCUGCGCAUCGCUCACACCAGUGCAUUUUUUAAUUUAAAAAAAGGAAAAAGAAAAAGAAAAUUAGCAGUAUCUGCAAGCAAUUCAGAUUAAAUUUGUUUUUGUUCUGUGAAUGAACUUUAUUUUAAUAACUUUGGACGCCUUGGAUCCAGGGCUUUAAAAAAAGAAGAUAUUAUAUAUACACUCUGUUUGAUUAAUUGUAUGAUCUUAAUGAAGUAGGCUUUUCUUGUAUUUUGGUAUUAUUACAUACCCAGUGUAUAAUUCCUUCCCCGCAACCCUUUCCCAGUCUCACAACCCGUAAGUUAAACCAGACAACAGGCCCCGGCCUUUCUGAGAAGUCUGUGGUGCUUGACAGACAGACAGACAGACAGACAGACUGGUCAUUAGAAAAUGUGCAGCAGACCGAGUUUUCUGAGAGCUGCUCUCGGGAAGCCGUCACGGCCGUGCCCUCUCUGGGCCCCCCCCCCCAACGUGUAUCGUCGUCAUUGUUCAGGGGUGUUGCGGUAGUUCUCGUUGUUGUUUUUAACUUGUCAGAUCAUUACUUCUGUGAGUCCUCAUUUUCUGUAGUACGGAUCCUUUUUAUUCUCUCCAUGUGACCGGACAGCCGAGCCGGGGUCUCAGAUCAUCGGUCAGACUCCGAUGGAGACUCUUUAGAAAUGAGCUGUAUCCGAUCAGCACUGAAAGUACACGCUUAGCACACCACCUUGGUCGAGCCGAUGGCUGGGAAUGUUGGUCUGUGCUUUUCCAAACUGAACUUUGGCUGAAAUCAUAGAAUGUUAAAAAACCAGGACAAUCGACGCUUGAUUUGAGCCUAAGAGGGACAGAGCCGCAUUGUUUCACCGGAUGCUUUUGCUUUUCCCUCAAAACCCAAAAGUCUGAAAUAGCAUCUCUCCGUGGUGGCACCCCUGGCUUUCAGAGAGAUUUGCCUGGAUCGCGAGGAUAGUUUGUGAACUGAUCAGUCGUUGCUGUUCAGAAUCAUUAGCACAGGAAGGUAGUAAGUACCGGGAAGUCAAUGUCGAGACUUGGCUUUGCGAUACUGACAAUGUUGAAAAGAGUAAAGAAGAACUUCGUUGUCCGGCUGCACUGCACAUGUUCUGACGGCACGCCUGUGCUGAGCUGGGACCCUGUACGGCAUGCUCGGUGGGGACCAUGCGUUGUGGCUGCCCUCCCACCCCUGUGUGUGCCUGAGGUUUUCCAAGUCCCCUUUCCGAGUUAUACUACUAAAACAGGAAGCACUGGUCAUGCAAUAAGUUCCUGCAUUGCUUUGGUUGGGUAAAAGCAAGAGUUUGUGUUUUUCUUGUUUCUUAUUUUCUUAACCUUUAAUUAACUCUUGCUGAGGCCCUCACCACCUCAGUCUAAGCUCUGUGUCCUUCGUACUGUUCACCGAAACCACCCGGGGGGCGGGGGAGGGGGGUGACAGUCCUGCCAUUGCCUACCAGUAGGAGAGUCCAAACCGAACACUCUUUUGAGUAGCGAUUAUUUAAUUUGCCCAGUCAAGGCACCGCAUUUAUAUACUAUUUCACAUUGAAUUUGAUUAUGCCCUGCAGACCUGGCUGGUCAAGGAUUUGAUACACAUAUUGGCUUGGGAUUCGAGCUUUCUUUUUUAUUUAAAUAAAAAUUUAUAUAUAUUAUAUAUAUACACAUAUACAUAGCUAUAUCUGUAUAUAUAUUGGGUAUGUUUUAAGGAUUUUUUCGCAUGAGCGCAGCUGUUGCAAUGAAGCGACUGAUUGGGAGGUAGAAGCACUGAAUAAAGAUGAGGCGUUUUUCUUUGGAAAUCUGCAUUUUCCUGCUUUGUCGAUGCAUUUGCUUUUUUGUUUUUAUUUUGCUUAAAACCCUGUUAUAUUUACUCUUUAAGUGCUUGUUGUGUGUUGUUUGGGGGGAGGAGAGAAGCAGGGGUCUGACUGAGUCCCAAGGGUCUCCGCCCCUCUGUGCCACGGAGGGGGCCACGCCCUCAGCCCCCAGCCUUGUGCGGGCAGAGUCGGCCCUACUCCCUUCUCCUCUGGACGUGUUGGGCGAUUCUGGACUUUUAGAAGCAGCCAGUUCCAUUUGGGACUCCAGAUGAUUCUGGUAUUGGAAGGAAGCUGAUGGGCAUUGAUUCUGUUCAAGUUCAGAAUGAAAGUAAAAUUCCAUGUGCGUGCGUAUAGCAGCCCUAAUAAUUUCUGUUGUUCUUGUUUCCUUCCAAUGCUGUCAUUCCCACCCUCUCCCCCACUCUCACUGUUUUGAUUUUCCACGCUAGGCAGGAGCAGGGAUGGACUUACACAGGAGUCCCAUUCCGAGUAAAACCAGGAAAGCCACUGUUUGCCACUGACUUAAUUUCUUUCACCAAGUAAGGUAUUUUCCUUUAGGGGGUCGGGAGACCCCCUAAAGUGAAGCCUAAACUCCACCUGUACCUCUCUAACGCCCCACGCAUGCAAGGAAAGCUGGCCGUGUCGAAAGGCGGGGAAUGGCGACCUGACCCAUUGUGCCUGCAGCUUACGGACCAUCCCAAACUGGUCAUCCCGCCUGACCUCUGGGAUGUGCUCACAGCUUGCCUAGUGCUCGUAAGCAGUUUCAGGAACCCAGUACAGCCCCCAAGGUUUGGGGUUCUUUUUCCCUUUCCCUUUUCUCUCUGAUACGUUUUUGGAGAUGAUGAGCCCGUGGCGGCAAGUGGCCUGUUGUGGCCAAACUGCUUGACUCUAUAACUGCUCUUUUGUCAAAGUCUAAAGGCAUUGAUUUGUUUCAUUUUUAAAAUGUAUGCCUUUAGAAAGAGUUAAGAGAUUAAACCAGUCAGGUAGAAAAUACAGUGUUUACCCUUUCUACAUAUUAAAAUGUUCAUUUCUUCUGGAGAUGACUAUUUCACUGAAUUCAAAAGCCAGAACUUGGACUUCGAAGAUGGACAUGAAUUAUUCUGAGAGUCUUCUGGUAGGAAUAAUAAGCCCCAUAUUCACGAUUUAAUUAAAAACCAGGCUUUUAUCAUAGCUCGGAGUAUAAAAGCACUUUGACUUAAUCUUUUUUCAAGGGGUUUCUGGCAGAGUGUAGAAGAACUGGGACUCAGAUAUCUAGAUUCAAUUUCUGACUUCCAAGAAUUCUUUUCACCUUACUGGUAAUAGUGUUACAAGGUAGGUCCCAUCGCUUCCCUGUCUUGGCUAAUUUAGAGGCUAACCUGACCAAAGAUCUAUUCCUUAUUACUUUUGUAAUCAGAAGUUAUAGUGUAGGUUUCUACUAACAUUGUUCAAAUAAGAAGACACUAUUUCCAAUGCCAGCUGCAAAUAGUCAGCUGCUCAAAAUGUACACAGACUGGUGUGGUACAGCAUUAACAUAGCCGAGUCUCUUCCUCCAUUUCCCUUCCCUUCUCCUCACCACUCCCACGGAUGUAUUCUUUUGCCUGAAAGACAAAAUCGAUGUGAUUCUCAUUUGCUACUUGAAUAUAUAACUUCAUCAGGCUUCCCAUCGGUCUUCAGGGUUGGACCUCAAAGUCGUGUUUCUCUCUCUUUUUUUUUUUCCCCAGCCCUUUUCUGUCUUGCGAAUUCCCCUUGGUUUACCCUCCCACCGCCCUCCCCAAUCUGCAACAGUGACCGUUCGCUGCCUCACAACAGAGCAUUCAAAUGAAUUCGCUUAGCCAGUAACUUCUGUGAAGUUGCCUUUUCUAAUGGUGUCAUUACUCAGUGAUGCACAAAUGUGGUAUUUGCCCUACUGGUAGGCAAACAAAGGUCUGGUUCAGAAUGGCAGCCUGCUGUUCGUCCGUCUGUCUGUCUGUCUGUUCUUACCGGAGAGCCAAAGACUUGUGCUGUACUCUGUUUUGGUUUGGGGGAAAUUGUAGCCAUUUUGAUUGUGAAACCGUGAAGUAUUUGUGAGUGGAUUGUACUGCAUAAGUAGAUUUAUCUCAAGUUAACUGGUAAAGUUAGCUGGCCUUAUCAAAUGUCAAAAGUACUGAAAAUUCAUCAGUUUCUCUUUCAGCAGGGACUGUCAUCUUUUACAAUAUUAUGUGUAAGCUGUCCCUUCCUCCUUUUUUUUGAAAGCAUCUUGUCGCGAUAGCAUCUUGCAUGUUUUGGGUUUUUUACUUGUGCCUAAAGAACAAUUUCCCAUUUGCCAACGUCAAGUCAUGGGCCUGGGUCAAAGGAUUUGUGAGCAUGUGACUGGAGAGAAAUAACUAAGUUCAGGCAAUGUAUGUCAGAUUGUAUUCAGAUUCGGAGAAAAAUACUCUUUCUCACUGUGGAGUGUUUGGUUGCUCGUACUUGUCCGCAAAUGGUGAUGGAUGGAGGUCUUACCAUCUUUCUUCCACAUUCUUUCUGCUCAUCUUGAAGAAUUGAGUAAAGAACUCAUAGAAAAUCUAUCUAUAAAAAGCACCUGGAAUGAUUUAUAUUUCAUGAAAAGCCCAGCUACUUACUAGGAGAAAUUAAAAACCUGCCUGGAAAUUAAUUGGAGUGUUGCCCUAGAUUUCUAUCUUUAAAGAGUCCCAAUUUUGUUUCCUUUUAAUUUGGUGUUAUGUGGUUAAAAUGUCAUCUUCCCCGAAAAAUCUACCUGUCCCUUUAGGUGAAAUGAGAGCUCUAAACUAACGCAGUCACUUCCGACGGUGGCAGCUGGACAAGCAGAGCCAUCUGCUGCUGCGGUCAGUCACUGCAGCCUUGAGGGCCGUCGGCCAAGCCGCAUUUCUCCCUUGGACAGCUAUUUUUUUUAUAUUUAUUUGUUGCUUUUGCUCAGCUUUAUGAAAUUUUCCUGCUGGAAUGACUUAUUGGGAGUUGCAGGUAGAUUGCAAUUAAUAUAUUUUAAAAUUCUUUCAAAAAAAUUUUUUCUAUUUAUUGGUUUUAGAGAGAAGCAUUGGUUCAUUGUUCUACCCAUUCACCCAUUCAUUGGUUGACACUGGUAUGUGCCCUGACCAGGAAUCGAACCCUCAACCUUGACAUACUGGGACGAUGCUCUCACCAACGGAGCCACCCAGCCAGGGCGCUGUAUUUUUUUUCAAUUCUUAAUUCAACUUUUCUGAGCCACUUGAAAAAGAAAGAGGUUUUUAUCAAAAGGUACUGUUAACUAUAACAAUAAGAUUUGGUUUUUAAGGGUUUUUUUUUUCUUCGUUAAAGCUACUUCACUUAUAAUAGAGUCUAGUGAAUAAGUAGCAAUAGCUAUGAUGUUAAAGAACAGGAAACUGCCACCUGUAGGAAAAAGGGACACCUCCUAGUAAUGUGUCCCAACAGGUGGAUUUUCAACACCGCGCUGAUCAAAGGGAGUGAAGAGCCUUUUGAAAUCCUCUGUGAUCCAAGGACUUAACCUGCCACUGGAAUUCUCGCUUGCAGAGCCUCUGAACUCUUAGCCAUACACAGAAUUUCCCCCAAACUUUAUUUCUGAGCAAAACAUCCCAAGAGUCAUAACCUUUAUUUUCAAGAGAAAAUAAGGCACAAUAACCCAAGAGAGAGAACUUAAACCUCAAGACAAGAUUGUGUCCCCCCCAAAAUGCAUAUCUAGAAAAACUAAAUCCUGUGGUAUUCGUAUGUUGUGUACUACAUGAAGUGAGUUAUUUUCUUGUGUUGAGGUUUGGUUUGGUUUGGUGUCACUAAGCGGACGGCUCUCACAAGUCUUUGGCAUCCACUCUAGGUUGUCCCCUCACUCAGAGUCAUGACUGGAAACUGUCCAGUAGCCUCUCCCCUCUCCCGCCCCCCAGCCAGUGUUUGAAAGGGUCAAGGAAAGGAUGGAAGCAAACCGUUGCGUGUCUGGUGGCUUUUUUGUUUUGGAAUUUUUUUUCUUGUUUUUUUUGUUGUUGUUUUUUGGUUUGCCUUGUUUUGCCUGAUUUUAAAGAAUGAUUUUUAGUGUAAUAUCUGAACCACCUUGUAAAAUAUUCCUCUAAUUUGAAGGCAUUUUAAGCUUUUGUUCAUUAUUUUUACAUCCUCUGUUCAACUAAUACACUGUUCUGGGAACUACUUUCAACAGGUGUGUUGUCUCAAUUUUCAUGAUCCCCUUUCUCCUGGCUUCUCUUCCUACCUCCUGGAAAUGAAAGGAACUUGGGGGAAAAUUUUGUUUUUUCAUUUUAUCCAUUGAUUCCCUGGGCCUCAUUAUCUUACUUCAUGAUGAAUCUAUGAGUUUUUGGAACAAGAGCAGUGGUAAAAGUGAAUCAAGACAAUGAACAGAACCUUUCACCCACUUGAACAUUUUCCAGUUGUGAGAUUCCUGUUCCUGUGUGUGCUUCUCUUCCUCUUCACCCCGCUGCCCCCCUGACUAUGGUCAAUUUGGUCUUUAGGUUCAUACCAGUCUCCCCGAGACAUUCUGCAGUCAUUAUCACCUUUUUGGGUGGAUUUUAUUUUGUUUUGUUUAAAUAACUUUUUAACAUUAAUACAUAUUUGCUUGGGAUAGAGCUUGUGUAAUUUACCAAUCGUAUUGAUUGUAUGUGAUUGUGCCUGGCAGAGGUGUACUUAAGACAAAAAUAAUAUAGGUUAAUAAAGGAGCCCAUGAGAUUUGAGUCAGAGAAUAAAUGAUUUCAUGAAAUCACAGUUUUGCAUGGCGAAAUUUAAACCUCUUGGUGUUAAAAAUCAGUGCUAGACCUGAUACUUUUUAAAGUUUUUUUGCCUCCUAUUUUUAUUCUUGCCUCAGCUCCCUGCUCUGUCUGCCUCCGUCACCUAUUCAGAAAAAAAAAUAUAUUGGGCCUUGAAGUGACAGCUGAUUUUUAAAUCGCUGGGCUUGUGAAAUUUUACUUUUUCCAAUGUUUUCAACUUUAAAAAGAAGUGAAGAUGGACAGUAGGUUUGAAUUUCACAAGCUAUGAAUCGUUCCUUAGCAUUUGGCAAGCUGAAAUCUUAUUUGAAGACUUUCUUUCCUGGAAGUCCUUUUGGAAUAGGGAAGAGAACCCCAUUGGAAAUGAGCUGUUUUCCUCUCUUUUUAAAAAAUCUGUUUAUAGCUCUAGUUUUGUUUUUUUUUUUAAAUAGCUUUGUGAUCAAGUGAGGUGGAAAAAAACAGAAAUAGUGGUAGGAAGAUGUUUAGGGCAGCAGAACUCCGCAUCGGAAUAAGGUCGUACUCCACUUUUUGCAGGUUUUUGAGAGGAUUAGAGCCAUCUUCAAUUUUGUAUUAUUCACGUGCAUGUUGUUUAUCUCAAAGAUGCCACAUUUUGUUAAAAAUGCUUUUUCCUUCAUUACCUUGGAAAACUGACUCAGCCUCAUGUGGCUCCUAGUUAGUGUUUAGGGCUCCCACGAGUUGCAGAUAAAGGGAUUAUUCCAACGUGUAGAAGGAGGUGAUUCGCCUUUUGGUUUGUAAAUAUGUGAAAGUAUCUACAAGGUCUUUAUCUGCUUUCUGUCAGCAUUUAUAUUAAAUGAUAAAUUAAUGAGGAA
Molecule: messenger RNA, 11053 nt
Organism: Artibeus jamaicensis (Jamaican fruit-eating bat)
Lineage: Eukaryota; Metazoa; Chordata; Mammalia; Chiroptera; Phyllostomidae
Gene: RC3H1
Product: ring finger and CCCH-type domains 1
Exons: 20
Coding region: 240-3626 (1128 amino acids)
Molecular function (GO): metal ion binding
Source: RefSeq, a predicted model, not a curated record